Molecule: messenger RNA, 1196 nt
Organism: Helianthus annuus (common sunflower)
Lineage: Eukaryota; Viridiplantae; Streptophyta; Magnoliopsida; Asterales; Asteraceae
Product: activating signal cointegrator 1
Exons: 6
Coding region: 104-880 (258 amino acids)
Biological process (GO): positive regulation of DNA-templated transcription
Cellular component (GO): nucleus
Molecular function (GO): transcription coactivator activity
Source: RefSeq, a predicted model, not a curated record
GGAAAAGGCAAAUAAUGGGUUUUUUUGGGCAAAAACGAUAAGAACCCUAGAACGAAUCUUGCUUGCAACAUCAGCACCUGAAAUAGAAUCAGAGAGAAAAUCAAUGGGAAGUAGAAGGAGAGAUGACGUAAAUUACAGAAACCCAUGUCUGACUAUGCAUCAGCCAUGGGCUUCUCUGCUUGUAUACGGUAUCAAGCGUAUCGAAGGAAGAUCUUGGCCUUCCCCUGUUACAGGUCGGCUUUGGAUUCAUGCUGCAAGUAAGAUCCCGGAUCCCGAAACAAUCAAAGCAAUGGAGGACUUCUACAAACAAAUAUACGCACUAGAUGGAGUUACCGAUCUCAAGUUCCCAGAACAUUAUCCAGUUUCACGGCUCUUAGGUUGUGUUGAAGUGGUUGGAUGUGUUAAAUGUGAAGAGCUUACAUCAUGGGAGGAUGUUCCUCAAGGGGUGAGGCUGGAGGGACAAACAGCUUUUUGUUGGCUAUGUGAGCAACCACAGAAAUUGCUCGUACCAUUCGAAAUGCGUGGAAAUCAAGGAGUCUAUAACUUGGAAAAAAGGAUUCUUGAAGGAGCACUCAGAGGUCUUUGUCCAGUUGAGCCACCAAUGCGGGUUAAGUUUCCACCGCCAGACCCUCGAAACCCGUUAUCUAUAAAGCCAGGGUCACUGGCCCAUGGGCUUAAACCCGGCCCAAACAAAUCUAAAACGGACGAGGGUUCAUCACCAAACCUUGCGGCAGCCAUAGCUGGUGCUAGAGCUGCUGCAACACAGUUUUCGAAGAAGAGUUAUGGCCCGCCGACAGCUGGAUUCCGAGGCCAAGGAUCAAGGAAUAACGCCAAAGAAAAUGCUCAAAGAUUAGAGACCAGUUAUGAACAACCUUGGUGAGAAUUGUGUGUUUCUAGUUUGACAUGUUAGGCUGUUAAGGAUGAUAAAUGUGUAGUAGCAUGUGUUUUGUGUAUGGAAUUUGAAUGUAAAUUCUAGCAGUUGAUGCAAAAUUUGGUGAUGAUUCCAUGUAGUGAUGCCAUAGUCACAUGGAUCGCGGUUUGCUCCGCUUACCGGAACGAAAAUGGAUACGCGGUUCAUGCAUUUCUAAAAUUCGGUAUCAAGGGGGAUAGGUUCAUACGGAACGCUAUUUCUCUACGCGGUACGGCGUACCAUAUAGUUUGGUACGUCGUAUCAUAUACAAAAACAGUUUAUAAUA